GGUAGCCUUUCUUUCAGCUACCCGAGAGAGAACUUGUCAUGUAUUUUCUUUUUGAGAAGGGGAAUUCUGUUUUGACUGGCACUGCAUUGCCACUUGAGAAUGAGAUCACCUAGCUGAGAGCUACCCAAGCCUUGUUCUGAGUUCUGUAAUUGACGGAGAGACACUCCUUGGUGUGACCUGCAGUGAAUGAAGCAGCAUAAUCCUUCCAGCCUAGUUUGGUGUGAAUCAUGCUUUGGCUCAUACACCAAUGGACAGCCUGUAUGCGACCAGUGCCAGCUUCAGUACAAAGGACCUCACUGUGACAAGUGCAAGGAUGGGUAUUACAGCUCCGACAGCAUCUGCAUACUGUGUGAGUGCAAUGGGAAUGUGGACCCCAGGACAUCACCACGCGUCUGCGACCCUGACACAGGCCAGUGCCUGAACUGUUUCAAUAACACUGCUGGCGAGCACUGUGAGAAAUGCGCGGAGGGAUACGUCGGAGAGGACUGCAGUGAACUCUUAAUUCCAACCACUGUUCCUCCGACAACACAAACCCCCACAACACUGUCAACCACCACCAUGUCAACCGUGACGACUACCAACCUCACCAUGCUGCUGACCACCCCCACCACCCAUGCCGUCCUGCCCACUCUGCCCAGUGCCAGUGAGAACAUCACCACAACCGCCACUGUCAGUGAGGUGUCCUGGACCCAGUUCAACAUCAUCAUCCUGGCGGUCAUCAUUGUGCUGGUGGUAGUGCUCAUGGGCUUUGUGGGGGGCGUCUACAUGUACCGCGAAUACCAGAACCGCAAACUUAACGCCCCCUUCUGGACCAUCGAGCUCAAAGAGGACAACAUCAGCUUCAGCAGCUACCACGACAGCAUCCCCAAUGCAGAUGUAUCAGGUUUGCUAGAGGACGAAGGGAAUGAAGUGGCACCAAAUGGACAACUAUCCUUGAGUACUCCUAUAAACAUGUAUAAUGCUUAAACCCCAUUCAAAAAAGACUUUAUGAAAAUAGACCAGCAUUGUUUUUUUAAUGUUCGAUUAUAACCGGGACUGGACAUCUUGUGUAAGAGAUGAAAUAUGUUUCGUGAAGACUACAAGGGAGCUGACGUGUUAGGAAGAACUCCCUAAAAUGGAUUGACACAGAGACAUGUUCUCUAGUAGCACUGAACGGGAAGGUACUUGGAAACUGUGGUGCAAAGUGGGAUUUACCUCACCUUCAUAAAACUGGAUAUAACGCAGAAGAUCAGGUCUCCUGUGUAUCACCACAAAAUAUUAUAACCAGUGGCCCUCAAAAAUAAGUGACUGAAUUCACUAUAAAAUUGCCCAGGCAAUAUUGGAACCCUUGUUUUCCAAGGGAACGCAUAAGGCAGAGAUGCAGUUGGUCAGACAACUGUUAAAGCAGCCUUACGUUUGCAAGUAAAAAAAAAAAAAAAAAAACUUGGUGGAUAACUGCUUAAAAAAAUAUUUUUU
This is a messenger RNA of Acipenser ruthenus (sterlet), 1455 nucleotides long. Its product is annotated as multiple epidermal growth factor-like domains protein 9. Gene Ontology annotation, biological process: axon guidance. NCBI's taxonomy places the organism in Eukaryota, Metazoa, Chordata, Actinopteri, Acipenseriformes, Acipenseridae. The record is from RefSeq and is a predicted model, not a curated record. Gene Ontology annotation, molecular function: extracellular matrix structural constituent. Bases 187 to 966 code for a protein of 259 amino acids. The transcript has 3 exons. Gene Ontology annotation, cellular component: basement membrane.